CUCCAGCCUUUUCUGCAUUUUGGCUGAAUAAGCAUCCAUGGAUGUCAGCCCUAUGCGGGGUUUUUCUGCUUCAUCGACAGCUCAUCCUUGCACCAAAUGUCGAGCUUCGGCGAUUAUGACAUCCAGAUUCUGAGGGACGAAAAAAACGCAUCUACGCCUGAAUGCCGUGAAGAUGGCGCCAAUCCACCCGGAGUCGGGGGCUGGGCAGUUCUAUGACAUGUCGCCCCCAAAGCGAUUAGGGCGAGGGAGACAUGCAAUCGUCUUCGAAUGUCAUGAUCCAAGCGGUUGCAUUUAUGCUAUGAAGCUAUUCAAGCGGGACAGCAGAGCUAGGAGGAUCCGUCGCGAACUCGAGAUAUUGCAGUAUCUCGGAAAUGGUCCCAAUAUCAUCAAGUUUGUUGACGCCGUCCAAGGGGUCCGACAUCGGCAUCGUUCUUGAAUACGUCGACAACACAGACUUUCGAUCGCUGUAUCCUCGGCUCAAUGACCUAGACAUUCGAUAUUACACUUGUGAGCUUGUGAGAGCUUUGGACUUCGCCCAUAGCCAAGGUGUUAUGCAUCGGGAUGUUAGACCGCACAACGUGGUGAUUGACCACGAAAACAGAAAGCUCCGACUAAUAGGCUGGAGCUCAGCAAACUUCUACCGACCCGAUGAAGACUUGAACGUCUGCGUGGGCCUCUGGAAGCCACCAGAGCUUCUUCUCAGCUACGAGCGAUACGACUUCAGCGUAGACAUGUGGUGCUUCGGGGCCAUGCUCGCAUCCAUGAUCUUCAGAAAGGAACCAUUCUUCCACGGGUCUUCGCUCCUUGAUCAACUAAGGCACAUUGCCGAAGUCCUUGGUACAGACAAACUGUACCGCUUUAUGAAUGAAUAUGACCUUGAGUUGAAUGAUGAGGAACUUGAAACUCUGGGCCAACAUCAUGAGCAAGCUUGGACCGAUUUCAUUAACGCGGAUAAUGAGAGGCUUGUAUCUGAUGAAGCUCUGAGUCUUAUUGACCAGCUUCUACGAUUUGACCCGAAGGAACGACUCACGACUGCUGAGGCUCUUAGACACCCAUAUUAUGAGAUGUUGCUUUCUGAAUCAUGACCAGAUCAAAUGAGUAGGUGGACCUAGAGCAGGCCAGUAGAAGAGGAACCAUAGAAGGUGUCCCCGUUAUAUAACAGGCCGCAUGGGCUGGCUCAAGUUGCUGGACUAACAGCACCGGCCCAACUUCUGGAACCCCACGAGUUAUCCACCGUGGAUAGUAUUUGUACUUAUUCCCGAGUGCUUGGAUUAUUCCAUUUAGGGGGACCGACCGACCCCAUCUCGCUUAAUAACCCCGU
Messenger RNA from Fusarium verticillioides 7600, 1321 nucleotides. Its product is annotated as CMGC/CK2 protein kinase. The record is from RefSeq and is a predicted model, not a curated record. Gene Ontology annotation, biological process: regulation of transcription by RNA polymerase III; DNA damage response; regulation of transcription by RNA polymerase I. NCBI's taxonomy places the organism in Eukaryota, Fungi, Ascomycota, Sordariomycetes, Hypocreales, Nectriaceae. Gene Ontology annotation, molecular function: protein serine/threonine kinase activity; protein tyrosine kinase activity; ATP binding. The coding region runs from base 372 to 1085 and encodes 237 amino acids. Gene Ontology annotation, cellular component: protein kinase CK2 complex; cytosol; nucleus. The transcript has 6 exons.